UUGGCAGGAGUGACCAGAAUAAAAACAGCAACACCAGACAUAGAAGAAAAAAAAGUGCAAUGAUCCAUCGAACCAAAGGCUUUGCCCUUUCCUAAUUACGUCGUGUCCAGUAUCAUUUUCUUUUUUCCUCCCCUCUUCAUUUUUUUGAGACAUUUUUGAAGUGGUAAUUAGCUCUUAGAGAAUAAAACCAGCUGAUUCGGGGAGGGCCAGUGCAUUUUGGGGCGAGAUGGCUAACAGGAGGGUUGCGUUGCUCCUUCUCGGAUUCUUCCUCACCAUACAGCUGAGUCCUUCGCUGCAAGGAGGGGUGUAUGUGCCACCGGGUUCAGCUGGAGCAGGACCAGGAGGUGCUGGAUUGUUACCAGGUGCUGGAUUUUACCCAGGUGCUGGGACGUCCCAAUACAAAGCAGCAAAAGCAGCAGGAGGAUAUGGAGGUGCUGCUGGGACUCAGACAGGAGCUUUAGGGGCUGGAGGUUAUGGAGCUGGUGGUUAUGGUUAUGGUUAUGGUGCUUAUGGUGCAUAUGGUGGUGCUGGAAGAUUUUACCCAGUGGCUGGAGGUCUGAAACCGGCUAAACCAGGUGCUGGGCUACCUGGAGGAGGUCUUCCUGGAGGAGGUCUUCCUGGAGGUGCUGGUGGAAAGCCUGCUAAAGGAGGGCCAGGUGCAGGAGGAACUGGUCCUGGUUCUGGCCUCCCAGGCCUUGUCAUUCCUCAGACUGGGGUACAAGGACUGGGCCCUGGUGGGGUUGGACCUGGGGGAAAAGCCGCGAAGCCUGGGAAAGCUCCAGUGCCAGGAGUGGGAGUGCCUGGACCUUAUCAAGGAGGAAUUGUUCCUGGACAAGGCUUCAAUGGGCGGGGUGUUCUUCCUGGUGUAGCCACAGGAACUGGACUCAAACCUAAAUCAGCUGCUGGUGGAGGGCAGGGUCUGGUACCAGGUGGUGGGGGCCGUGGAUAUGGACCACUGCAACAAGGAGUAUUUCACGGAUACCCUCUCAAAUCUCCCAAAGCCCCAGGUGCUGGGUUACCCUACACUGGUGGUAAACUUCCAUACGGUUAUGGUGGUUUUGGUGGAGGUGCUGGACUCCCUGGUGGGAAAAGAGGAGCUGGCUCCAAGCCAGGUUAUCCAACAGGGACUGGUGUGGGGACUUUAGGGGUCUCUGCUGCACAGGCCAAAGCUGCUAAAUAUGGUACUGGAGCUGGAUUUGGUGGGGCUGGAGCUUUUCCGGGUGGUGCUGGUGGACUUUACCCUGGUAUAGGAGUUGGUUUAGGUGGUGUUGGAGCAGGUGGUGCUGGUGGAGUUUACACAGGGGCAGGAGGUGCGGGUGUUCUUACCCCAGCUCAAGCUAAAGCAGCUAAAUAUGGUGCUGGUCCUGGUGUUACUGGUAUUGGUGGUGUACCAGGCGCAGGUGGACUCUUUCCUGGGGCAGGGGGUCCUGGUGCCCUCUCCCCUGCUCAGGCAAAAGCUGCUAAAUAUGGUGCAGGAGUAGUUCCUGGUGGUGCUGGGAUUGUUCCUGGUGGUGCUGGGAUUGUGCCAGGAGCUGGAGGGGUUUAUCCUGCAACGGGAGGUCUUACUCCCGCUCAAGCCAAAGCAGCUAAAUAUUCCCAACAUUUCAGUGGGGCAGCUGGAACUGGUGUUGGAGGACUGUACCCUGGAGCUGGAGGUGCACCAGUUGGUGGAGUAGUGGGGGGAGCCGGGGGAAUUCCUGGAACAGCACCAGGGGCUGGAGUGUAUCCAGGUGGAGUGAAGCCUCCUAAAUAUGGAGGAGCAAGAGGGGCUGGUGUUGUCCCAGGCUAUGGUUCUGUUGCUGGGUUCGGAGGAGUUCCUGGAGCUGUGCCUGGGGCUGGAGGGUUAGGAGCUGGCGCCAAACCUCCUAAAUAUGGAGUGCCUGGAGGAACAGGUUUGGGGGUCCCCGGAGGAGUACCAGGAGGAGUACCAAUAACUGGAGCAGGAGCAUACCCUGCUGGUGCCAAGGCUCUAAAAUAUGGUUUGGGUGCUGGUGGUGGUUUACCAGGUAGGACUGGUGUUGUGCCUGGAAUAGGUUUGGGUGGAGCUGGUGGAGUCCCAGGUGGAGUUGGAAUAGGAACUGGAUAUGGAGGAUAUGGGACUGGGGCAAAACCACCUAAAUAUGGUGUUCCCGGUGGAGUACCCGGUGGAGUACCAGGUGGAGUACCUGGAGGUGUACCUGGAGGGUAUCCAGCAGGAGUUAAACCUCCGAAAUAUGGAGUUGCAGGAGGAGCAGGUACAGUACCUGGUGCAGCAGGAGUGCCACUGCCUGGAACUGGGACGGGACUGAUACCAGGAGCCGGGGUUGGAGGAUAUCCUGGUGGAGUCAAACCUCCUAAAACUGGCGCUGGGAUCACUGGAACUGGAAUAGCAGCUCCUGGAGCAACACCUGGUGGUGACGUGGUGGUCGUACCGGGUGGCACUGGCAUCGGUGUUCCUGGAGGUACUGGUCUGCCCGUUGCACCAAGUGGAAAACCAGCAAAGCUUCCAACGCUGGCUCCUGCAGGGACUGCUGUACCGGGUCCUGGUGGGGUUUACCCAUAUGGAUAUGGCCCAUUUCCUGGUGGCACUGGAGCAGCUGGAAUUGGAACUGGUGUGUUACCUGGAGCCAAACCUCUGAAAGCCCCUGGCGUUGGAGGAGCAGGCGGUGUCGCAGGUGUAGGGGGAGUUGGAGGGGCAGGACUCGUACCUGGAGCAGGUGGAGGGUAUCCAUCAGGUGUUGGUGUGGGAGCUGGUGGUGUUGGAGCUGGUGCUAAACCACCUAAACCAGGCUACGGCUCUUUGGGUACAGGAUACGCACAGCCAGGUGGUGUAGCUCCAGGAGGAUAUGGAGGAUAUCCACAAGCAUAUCCAGGGGGAUAUGGAGCAGGACUGUCACCACAACAAGCAAAAGCAGCCAAAUAUGGAGGUGGACUGACAGGAUUCCUGGGAGCAGGUUAUCGAGGUGGAGCCGGCUGCCAAGGAAAAUACUGCGGGAGGAGGAGAAAGUAAAGGAUCUCUUGAGAUGUGAAGUGACCUCAAGAAACAUGGUGCUACUGCAUGCUCCAGAAUGUACUUUUGAUACUCAAACAAACAAUCCCAACAUGCACAAGUGUUAUGUUUUGUACUGAUCGUAAAUAUUUGUAACAAAUCCAGAUCCCCGAACCGUCUAGUGUUUUGUGAAGAUAAUUCCAAUUCUAAUGGCACAUUCCAUCACCUUACUGUUUCCUAGUGUAGGGUUGCAUAUAACCGGGUUGAUUAGCUGGCAAUGCUGUUGUGUAGCUGUAAACGUUUUAACCACCGACCUCUUAUUUGUGUACGUUUCUGAGUCCAUCCGAAGCUCUUUUGCUCAGUCGCGGUCACGAUCUGGCGCUCUAGACUCUCACAUCUUCCAGCGUCCUCGCCGACUCGUGAGUGAAAGCGUCCUGUCAUUCUGCUGAUUAAACUCCGGGUUGAAAUACUUCACAUCUGGCUGUGCUUCAGCUCAGGGGUUUGCCUGUUAUUUUUACCCUUCAGCAUCUUUCUGUGCAGAUGGGUCUUAAGAUUACAGUGCUUUAUGGGUGACUCUCUCUCUCUCACACACACACACACACA
This is a messenger RNA of Sinocyclocheilus anshuiensis, 3571 nucleotides long. It is a transcript of the gene elna, whose product is annotated as elastin a. The transcript is spliced from 48 exons. The coding region runs from base 227 to 2989 and encodes 920 amino acids. The record is from RefSeq and is a predicted model, not a curated record. Gene Ontology annotation, molecular function: extracellular matrix structural constituent. Lineage: Eukaryota; Metazoa; Chordata; Actinopteri; Cypriniformes; Cyprinidae.